Messenger RNA from Seminavis robusta, 432 nucleotides. NCBI's taxonomy places the organism in Eukaryota, Bacillariophyta, Bacillariophyceae, Naviculales, Naviculaceae. The record is from the annotation of a GenBank genome assembly.
AUGCCUCUGCUUCGAACCUUUCACCGCAGUCACUCGUUGUCGGACGCGGACAAGGCAUACCGACGGGCCGCUCGUGAGCUGCGCGACUUUCAUCGAGCUCGUUCACUGGAUGUCAUUCUGGAGGAAGCCCAUGACCACGAUGACGACCCCAGUCACCACAGUCAUCAAGGAAUGCUCCAAAAGAAGCGAGCGUGUUUGUGUCUAGCCGAUUUGGUCGUUGAGGAUGAUGUCGAUGGCAGCGAACACAGUGCUCCCGAGGAGCACACCAAGGAAUCCGGUUCGGGCGGUAACAACACAUGGGGCCAUUUCACGGCAGAUUCUCCGGCUGUCGCAACCGAGCAGGAGCAUCAUCAUCAUGACUCGUCUAGCCGCGUGUACCCCGCUUCCAUCACAUUCAAGGGACGAAUCAUGCGGCCAUUUGGACGGUCUUGA